This is a messenger RNA of Rhopalosiphum maidis (corn leaf aphid), 945 nucleotides long. RefSeq names its product retinaldehyde-binding protein 1-like. Gene Ontology annotation, molecular function: phosphatidylinositol bisphosphate binding. The record is from RefSeq and is a predicted model, not a curated record. Gene Ontology annotation, cellular component: membrane. Bases 1 to 945 code for a protein of 314 amino acids. The transcript is spliced from 6 exons. Lineage: Eukaryota; Metazoa; Arthropoda; Insecta; Hemiptera; Aphididae.
AUGCAACAAGACGACGGUAAGAAUUGUAAUGUCACAGCCGUUGGGGCGAACGGCCUACAGACGACCGGCGGAGAUCACAAAAUUCAACUUUACGAUGAAGAGGUAGACAAACUGAUCGAAUGGUUGCGGAACAUGCCUCAUUUGCCAAACAUUAAUGACCGAGCAUGGUUGCGAAACUGUUUUAUUGGACGAAAACUCCGAAUAGAGAGGACAAAAGAAUCUUUGGAUGGAUAUUUUUGCUGCAGAGCGCUGAUCGACGAAUUUUUCGGCGUCCGCGAUCCGCUCGGAGAUGACGUCCAGACGGCGAUGCGAAAAACGUGGUUUGGGUUUUCUACCAAUUUGACGGACGACGGUUACCAGGUCAUAGUGACGAGAAAUCUCACUGACGAAGACGUUCCAGGCAGAUAUUUAGACCAAUGGACAAAAUACUUUUACAUGUGCAUCGACUGGAACUUGAAGCGGGAAACGGUAAACGGCGUGAUCAUUAUUUACGACAUGGCCACGACGAACAAAAACGAAGUACUCACUCAAGUGACGCCGAAUUUUCUUAGAAAGUCCUUACAAUGUUCGACAUUUUUCCCGUACAAACUUAUACAAGUCCACUUCAUAAACGUACCAUCAUACGCAGCUGUAGUGUUCAAUAUUUUAAAGUCUCUGGUUCCCAAAAAAAUUCAAUCUCGAAUAUUUAUGCACAAUAACCCGUCCGAUGUACUACAACAUAUCCAAAAAGAAUGCGUUCCAUCAGAUUUAGGAGGUUGUGAUAAAUCUAUCCGAGAACUGGGUGAAUUCUGCAAGGAGAACAUUAUAGCGGAAAGAGAAAUGUUCAUGAACGGAAUACUUUCAUUAAAAGCGGACAUGGACAAAAAACCGAAGGAUACAAACAGCAAUGAACAAUCGGAACUCUUCGGAUUUGAUGGGAACUUCAAACAAUUGAAUAUCGAUUGA